AUGAUCGAUGUACCUGAUCAAAAAUUAUCAUUUCUAAUACGACAUCGUCCAACAAAUGAUAUUGUUGCAGUAAUUACAGGUACUGACCUAUAUUUACAUUGUAAAAAACAUCCAUAUGAUGCAUUCAGUCCUCCAUCUGACCCAGUGCAAGAUUUAUAUGCAGAAAUGCUUAAUCAAUUUGUUCACUAUAAUUUUGGCAAAGAAUUAAAACCAAAUAUGGUUUUAAAGAUUUCAGCUGGUGCGACACGAUUCGAUCAUGCAGGUAAAGGUUUAGCUGCUAAACUACGUGCCCAUUUAUGUAAUUAUGCACGAGAUACACAAGGAUUUCAAUAUGUAUUUAUACAAAUAGGUCAUUCAGCAACACUUCAUAUGUAUGUUAAAAAAUGA
Rotaria sordida is the source of this 387-nucleotide messenger RNA. Lineage: Eukaryota; Metazoa; Rotifera; Eurotatoria; Philodinida; Philodinidae. The record is from the annotation of a GenBank genome assembly.